Passer domesticus (house sparrow) is the source of this 3113-nucleotide messenger RNA. It is a transcript of the gene TMEM240, whose product is annotated as transmembrane protein 240. Bases 501 to 1022 code for a protein of 173 amino acids. Gene Ontology annotation, cellular component: synaptic membrane. Lineage: Eukaryota; Metazoa; Chordata; Aves; Passeriformes; Passeridae. The record is from RefSeq and is a predicted model, not a curated record. The transcript is spliced from 5 exons.
CUGAGCCGGGCUGCGCGGGUUUGAGCGGGGCUGCGCGGGUUUGCGCGGGGCUGCGCGGAGGUUGCGCGGGGCUCGCCCCCCCCGGGGGUCCCGGCGAGGGGCAGACCCCGGCAGGAGGAAGGGCGGGGUGAGGAUGGCGUGCGGCUCUGGAAACGCGGCCAGGCGCCGCUGCCGGGGCUCGGCGUGCGGCUGCGGGGCGGGGGGAGCCCCGCAGGGCCGGCCCGCAGCGCUGGAGCUCGCCAUGAGCCGCUCCCGGAGCAGCGCCUCCCCACGUAGAAUAACAAAACCCUAAGGGCGGCAGGGCUCGGGAGCCCGCGGCAUCCCCGGCACGGGGGAGUGCGUGUGUGUGCGCGGGGGGCGCCCCGCCGCCCCGCCGCCCCCCGCCGCACCGCAGCGUGCGGGCAGCGAGCGCGAUGCGCCCCGCGCCCGGCGCUGCGGAAUAGCGCGGCCGCCGCUCGCCCUCCGCGGGCCGGGACCCCGCCGCCGGCCGUGCCCUCUUGAUGUCCAUGAAUGCAAACACCAUGAUUUUCAUGAUCCUGGGCGCCUCUGUCGUUAUGGCAAUAGCUUGCUUGAUGGACAUGAACGCCUUGCUGGACAGAUUUCACAAUUACAUCCUGCCGCACCUCCGGGGGGAGGACCGAGUCUGUCACUGCAACUGUGGAAGGCACCACGUGCACUACGUGAUCCCCUACGACGGGGACCAGUCGGUGGUGGACUCCUCGGAGAAUUACUUUGUGACCGACAAUGUGACCAAGCAGGAGAUCGACCUGAUGCUGGGGCUGCUGCUGGGCUUCUGCAUCAGCUGGUUCCUGGUGUGGAUGGACGGCGUGCUGCACUACGCCGUGCGCGCCUGGCGCGCCAGCCGCCGCUACGACUCCUCGUGGUCCUGGCUCCCGCGGUUCUGUAAGCUGAAGGAGCUGCGCAAGCGCCACCCGCGGCAGUACGAGGAGCCCACGGGCAACAUGGUGCACAUCAAACAGAAGCUGUACCACAACGGGCACCCCAGCCCCCGGCACCUCUGAGGGACCCCGGCGCCGCGCCCGCUUUUAACCAACCCCGGACUCCUCUUCCUCCCGGGGCCGCCUCUGGAUUGUCCCCACGGCGGCCCAGGACGCGGAAUCCUCCCCGGGACGCCCAGGGUGGACGCGCCACCAUGCACAACUGAGCCGGUCCUGGGUGCUCUGCGGCCAAGGCUUUGCACUGUGUUCCACGUUUUAUUGCCAGACUCGUGUAUAUAUGUAAAAAAAAAAACAACAAAAAAACAGAAAAACGGGGAAAAAAAAGAGAUUUGCAUUGUACUUUCAGCCGCCGCCCCGUUCUCCUGGCUGUCCUGCACAUCCUGCUGGGAAUGCUGGCCGAGGGAUGGAGGUGGGACGGCACCAAGAAGAUGCAGAGUGUCGCCUCCAGGAGCUCCAGCCCCCACAAAAAAAAAAAUUUCUUUGCCCCUCCCGUGGCUGAAGGGCCUGGCUGGUCACAGGUUUGGAUGGGGGGAAGGCGCAGUGUCCCAUUUUUGGGGUUUUUUUUUUUGGUUUGGUUCACGUUCCGGGGGGGAAGGAAGGGCUGGGGAUGGGUCAGGGGUUUGUUUUUUGUGUUGCUGCCACUGAAACCUGCCUUAAGCAGCCCCACCUGGGAGCCAGGGCACAGGGGCUGCUGCUGCUGCUGCUGUGGUGGCACCUCGGGUGGUGGCACCUCGGGUGGUGGCACCUCUGGAGGUGGCAGGGCUGCUGUCUGCCACUAGAGGAGGGUGGGGUGUGUCGGGUCUGAUUCACCAACACCCCCCAGCCCUGGCCUGGGAGGAAAGGAGCUGCUCUGGCCCUCCUGCUGCAGGGUGAGCCUGGUUAAACACCCCAAAAUCCUGGUGAAAACACCCCAAAAGUCUGGUUAAAAUACUCCAAAAACCUGGUGAAAACACCCCAAAAGUCUGGUCAAAACACCCCAAAACCCAGCACAGAGGGGGCCCUGAGCAGGGUGAGCCUGGUUAAACACCCAAAAAACUGGUGAAAACACCCCAAAAGUCUGGUUAAAACACCCCAAAACCCCAAGAAGCAGCAAGAGGGGGCCCUGAGCAGCCUCUUCUUCUAGGGUGAGCCUGGUGAAAAUGCUCCAAAAAUCUGGUUAAGACACCCCAAAACCCCAAAGUGCAGCACAAAGGGGGUCCUGAGCAGCUUCUUGCAUGGUGAGCCUGCUUAAACACCCCAAAAACCUGGUUAAACACCCCAAAAACCUGGUUAAACACCCCAAAAUCCUGGUUAAACACCCCAAAACCCAGCACGGAGGGGCCCCUGAGCAGCCCCACUCCUGCUGCACCCCCUUCUUGUGGGGCAAGAUAAAAAGGGAAAUUCCAUCCCCAGGAAUCUGAACCCUCAUCACUUCCCCUCCUUUCAUCUUUCUGUAUCCAGAAAUGGGGGAAACACCCAGGACUAAAGGAUUGCCAGAAAAAUCUCAUUUUUUUCCAUGGAUUCCUUGAAAUUCUCAGUGGCCUCCUGCAGUCUGGUGGCAGGGAAAGGACUCCACAACUCCUGCUCUCCCCUCCCUGCUCCAUUUUCUGUGUUUUGGGGUCAUUUUUAAAAUUCCUUAUACCCAGUUCAGUUAAUUACAAGCCCCAAAACCGCCCAAAUAUUCCCAUUUUUCUGCCAUUCCCACUUUUGCUAUUCCCUAGUGCCUCUUGUCUUGGAGCCCCAGGUUUUUUUCUGGACCUGAAUAAUUUCCUGGUCCAUAUUUGUGUCUGUCUGUCAUUCCUGGCUGUGAUGUCCAAAAUUCCUUAGGAUCUAAGGAAUGACUUUUCCUUGGGCAGUCAUCAACAAGUGGGAUUUUGUAGGAGAGAAAAUUCCAUUGGGAUAAGGACAAAAUAUUGAGUCCCUGGAAUGGGUUAUGUGAAAAAAGGGGGGGAAAAAGCACUUUAAAAUCAAAUUUUCCACUGACUAAACUCAGCCUGAAUGUAAAGCCUGGCUCUGCCCUGCUCUGGCAGCUGAGCUUGGUGGAAAUAUUAAAAAUUAAGCAGUGGGAAAGGGUGAAGUGAUGGCUCACACCUGUUGAGUUUGAUCUGGUUGAUCCACGGCAAAAAUCCAUAAAAAUUUGAGGUCUAGAAGAGGGGGAAUUUUUUUUUUUAUAUA